UCUUAUUCCCCCUCGUGGAAAAUGGCUGGCGUAUUACCUACUAAAUAGCUCACGUUUCCCUUUCUUCAAAACGUAGGACUUUCCUAAAAUCACUGUCACCAUAAGUUUCAAAUAUCCCUUGCUAAAGAGAUCGUCCUUGUUGUCAUCAUGGCUGCUCCUCAGUCUGAAGCUGCAUCGCAGCCAUCCGUUCCUGAUUAUAUGAAAGAUCCAAAUGCCGUGCUUGGAGAUGUCGAUGCUGAGUGGAGGAAUACUCGACCACCAGACUAUUCAAAGACCCGAGUCUUCUAUUCAGAAACAAAGCGACGUAAGCACGAAGCCGGUAGUCUGCCCGAAUUGGUUGAAAACCUGGUCAAGAAUUGGGAGAUUGAAGCGUCAUUCAAAACACGCCUUUCAGACUGGCGGACAAUCGAUCAUGAGACCUUCACCUUUGCCGUCAAUGAUCUAAAGCCUUGCUCGGCAGAACAUAUGCUUCGCGUGGGUACUUACAACGCUAUCAUCUCUCCUUGCAAAUAUUACGACCCGGAACACUCCGACUUUGCUGCUAGUCACAAGACGUUCAAGAGGAUGAUGCCGGCUUUUGCGUGGGAAGUGCUAGAGGUGCAUAGCGGACCACCUGUAGUCUCAUUCAAGUGGCGGCACUGGGGUGAGAUGAAGAAUGAUUAUGUGGGCCAAAACAGCAAUGGAGAGAAAGUCACGGUCAAGGCGAAAGGGCAGUUGAUUGAUAUUGAGGGAGUUACUGUAGCUCAUCUUAAUAGUGAAUUUCAAGUCACAGAGCUGAAAACGUGGUUUGACUCGAACGAGAUGUUCAGGCAAAUGGACCCUGACGGUAGUGCAAUCAAGAAAACUGUAGGAUAGAAAUAAGGAAGGAUUGAAAUAUUUAUACGGGACAAUACAUCAUAAGUAGCCAUAAAUGAGACAUUAUAUAGGCAUGGCCCCAAUAAACAGUAACCUGGUAAAACCGCAGACUCGUUCAACGUUGUCUUCAAGUUAGUCAUCUUAACCAAUAGACCUCAUGUGGGAGUCAAAUCCGUGUUAUCUAAAAGGACCUCGUAUCGUGUGGUGUCUUUCUUCAGUGGUUAGGCUCCCUGGGAUAUAGGGAUUAUUGACAGGUAAAUUUCAGUGUACCUAGGUACAGAUCACUACUAAGUAAGUAUCUCUUAGCCCAGACCUAAUACGGGGUAGGUAGGUAGGUACCGAGGUAUUUCCCUAUUAUUCCAAGGUUGUCACUAACUGCUCAG
Messenger RNA from Annulohypoxylon maeteangense, 1238 nucleotides. RefSeq lists its product as uncharacterized. The record is from RefSeq and is a predicted model, not a curated record. Bases 148 to 855 code for a protein of 235 amino acids. NCBI's taxonomy places the organism in Eukaryota, Fungi, Ascomycota, Sordariomycetes, Xylariales, Hypoxylaceae. The transcript is spliced from 3 exons.